AUGACUGUGGCGUGUGGAGCAGAGGGCACCUCGUCCGGCAACGACCUCACGGUCUUGGCCCCCACCUCGUCCAACGAGGUGCUGGCGGCGGCAGACGAGAGGCUCUGCUCCCAACCCAGCUGCCUUCCCCAUGGCCUGCCGGAACCCUCCCCGGUGCCAGCCACAGCACGAGAAAACAUCAGCGUGUCUGUGCUGCCUGCACCCCAAGAUGAUGACCCCCGCGAGGGAUCCCGCGGGGCUGUGCCCGGGACCCCCUCCCCGGAUGAAGCCCGAGGCGCGGCGCGGGUCGCCGUGCCGGAGCUGACGGGAGCCGCGCAGGCGGCGGACCCAACCAUGACUGUGGCGUGCGGAGCAGAGGGCACCUCGUCCGGCAACGACCUCACGGUCUUGGCCCCCACCUCGUCCAACGAGGUGCUGGUGGCGGCCGACGAGUGGCUCUGCACGCAACCCUGCUGCCUUCCCCAUGGCCGGCCGGAGCCCUCCCCUGUACCAGCCACAGAGAACAUCAGCGUGUCUGUGCCUGCACCCCAAGAGGAGGACGACGGCAUUCCAGCUGCACGGCUCUCGUUGUUUGCACCGGAGCGGCUGAACCUCCGGUGGGAGAGCGACGUCUGCAAGGGUGCCGGCCUGCGCAACCUGGGGAACACCUGCUUCCUCAACGCCACGCUGCAGUGCCUCGCCUACACGCCGCCGCUCGCCAACUACCUGCUGCUGCAAGAGCACUGCAGCACCUGCCAACAAAGCGACUUUUGCCUGAUGUGUGUCAUGGAGCAUCACAUUGUCAGCACGUUCAACAACUCGCAGAGAGUGCUGACACCCAAGGUCAUAACUAAGAACAUCACGCGCAUCGCCAAACACCUGCGCAUUGGGAGACAGGAAGAUGCCCACGAGUUUCUGCGAUACGUGGUAGAUGGCAUGCAAGCCUCAUGCCUCUAUGGCCACAGCGAGCUGGACAGAUACACGGAGGCUACCACCCUCAUUUACCAGAUCUUCGGGGGUUACCUUCGAUCACGUGUGGAGUGCAUGCAGUGCUGCAACCACUCCGACACCUUUGACACGUGCCUGGACAUUGCACUCCAUAUUAAUAACUCAUCAGAUCUUGUGGAGGCAUUUGAAGAGUUUUUUAACAAGGAGACGCUGGACGAAUACACCUGCGGAAUGUGCUGCUGCAAGGGGGAAGCGACGAAGACGAUGGCUCUCCACCGCCUGCCCAACGUCCUCACCGUCUCCAUCAAGCGGUACAACCUCUACGGCGUCAAGAUCAACCGGAACAUCACCUACCCGGAGCACCUGGACAUGCAACCCUUCACCUCAACGUCUCAGGGCGAGCCCGCGAUCUACUCCCUGUACUCGGUGCUGGUGCACAAGGGAGCCAACUCCAACAGGGGUCAUUAUUAUUGCUACAAUAAGAUCAGCGAUGGACAAUGGUGCUGCAUGAACGACUCCAACGUGCGGCACGUCGACACCAAGGCUGUGAUGAAUAAGCAGGCCUACGUGCUCUUCUAUAUUCGGUCCCCAGAAUUGAACGCGCCGCCAGCGGAGAGCUACUGCCCGCUGGAGCACGUCAAGGCGACGUCCUGGUCGUGCCUUAAGCGGCCCCACUCGGCGAAGGAAGACCCCGGACCCAGUUACCGGACAGCAGCUCUCCUCACCGGCGCGCAAGAAACCCAAGAUGUCGGACCGCCCCAACGGGAACAACUGCCGGAGCCACUGCAAGUGCGACGGCAGGAACAGCAGCAGCAGCAGCUACCGGCAACGCCAGACACGCAACAGCCGUUGCCGCUAGUCCCAGAGCAGCCACCACCACCACCCCGAUCUCACAGCAGCCGCUGCCAUUCCACCAGCAACCACCGCCAGUCCUACAGCAGCCACCACCACCACCGCCGCAGGUCUCAUAGAAGCCGCCGUCAGCACCACAGCAGCUGCUGCCACCGCGUGUCCCACAGCAGCCAGUCCAACAGCAGCCAGUCCAACAGCAGCCAGUCCCACAGCAGCCAGUCCAACAGCAGCCAGUCCAACAGCAGCCACCGCCACCAGUCCCACCACAGCCACCGCCACUCUGGUCGCACAGCAGCCACCACCGGUGUAACAACUGGCACUCGCCCCACCAAGAUAAGUCGCUGGUUAAAAUCCAUGAUCACGUGUCUAACCUUUUGCUUCCCCUCAAGAUCAAACUAAUUUUGAGAGACAUUUUACGAAGGCACCAGGUAGAGGCUCACCAUGGCGUCGCCCGCCCCCCAAAAUGUAUUCAUCGCCGGCUCCACCACCAGCCUCUGAAAUCACUUGAACAUCAUUGGAAUCACCAUAGACUCGACAUUCUCACUCGACGACCACAUUCUCAACACAAUAAAGAGCUGCAAUCACUAGCUCAAGGCCUCAUGCACGCCCGUCCAAUGCUGACAGCCGUCCGACGAGAUAGAAAACAUUUAAAGCAACUCUGACCUCACAAUCCACGAAGAAAGAAAAUAUUUUUAAGUUCACUAGGUUUGCUUUCUACCUGAUGACGAUUGCUUGUGUUGCAAUCGAAACGUCGUAUUCUAUUAUUUAAUUUAUUUAUUUUCUACGUGACUUUACCGAAAGAACCAAAGAGUAUUUACACUAUGAGACCUCCUUUACCAGUGGCAAAGGAGGUCUCAUAGUGUAAAUGCUUACCCCGAGCUCUCAAUACUCUGAUAGUGUGCUGUUUUUGAGUUGUACGCCUUUUGGCGUCUUCUGGUCCAACACCAAUGGAGACUAGGCUCUAAGAAAAACUGUCUCGGGUGUGGACCAAUCAACUUCAAGGACAGUGCAUAUCAUUAUCAAAGUUGUUUCUUUUUAUUUGCAUUUUGACUGCUUGUGUUGUGGUUAUUGCAAACAUGAUGCCUUGUAUAAAGGUGUCAGUUUUGUACCAGUUUAAAGGGUAAAAACCUACUAUAACCAAAGAGUAAUUCAUGCAAUCACGAAAGCUUCAAAUCAAGUUUUAAUCCACGAAGACUUGAAACACCCAGCACGAAAGUGCUUAAAAUCACGCCAGCCAUUCUGGGAAACAGGAGCCAAGAUCCAUGCAGGCGGCACCAACCCAUUAUGUCUUGGGGUUGCUGUUUAUUCCCUGGCCAAUCAUCAAGAGAGUUGGCACCAGGAACGUCAUUGUGAUGGUGACCGCAAAAUGAACUGUCCCAUUACAAAUGAAGACCGAGAUUGCAUCCUCCGCAACGCGAGGCCGGAGUGCGGUCUCAGUGAGGUCGGGCAAGGUAUUCCCGUACGGUUCUUGUCUCUGUUCAUGUAAAAUGCGGGGCUUUUAUUUUGCGUUGUCUCGGGGAUUAAAAAAGUAACCGCUGUUGCAAAGUGUUUAUUUAUUGAACUGUGAAUACGUCGGCAUUUUUUAAACUACAUAUCUGUUACUUUUUUAUGUACGGGGCGUGCACAUUUCAAUGGACACGCUAACCGUAGCGCCAAGCCGUUACCACGUGAAAUGUACGGAUAAAUGAUGAACU
Molecule: messenger RNA, 3473 nt
Organism: Lethenteron reissneri (Far Eastern brook lamprey)
Lineage: Eukaryota; Metazoa; Chordata; Hyperoartia; Petromyzontiformes; Petromyzontidae
Product: ubiquitin carboxyl-terminal hydrolase 36-like
Biological process (GO): regulation of apoptotic process; protein deubiquitination
Cellular component (GO): nucleus; cytosol
Molecular function (GO): cysteine-type deubiquitinase activity
Source: RefSeq, a predicted model, not a curated record